Molecule: messenger RNA, 3033 nt
Organism: Tigriopus californicus
Lineage: Eukaryota; Metazoa; Arthropoda; Copepoda; Harpacticoida; Harpacticidae
Exons: 1
Coding region: 1-3033 (1010 amino acids)
Biological process (GO): DNA integration
Molecular function (GO): nucleic acid binding
Source: RefSeq, a predicted model, not a curated record
AUGGAACGAAAUCCGAACUUUGCUGAGGACUACAGGACAGCAAUCAACAAGUACAUCGAAAAAGGUUAUGCAGUCAAAGUGACCGAACAGGAGGAGAUUAAUCAUGCUCAACAAAGGUGGUUACCACAUCAUGGAGUGUACAAGGACCCAAACCAAAGAAAGCUCCGCGUAGUUUUUGACUCUGCGGCAAAAUAUCACGGGAAGUCAUUGAACGAUUACCUGUACACAGGACCACCUUUACAGAACGACCUCGCCAAACUUCUGAUACGGUUCAGAGAAUAUGAGGUAGCUAGCACCGCCGACGUGGAAGCCAUGUACAGCCGUAUCAGUGUGGACAAGACAGAUGCUCGCUUUCACAGAUUUUUGUGGAGUGAGUCAACGGAAAGCGGGCCUGAACUCUUUGAGAUGACUGGCGUGGUCUUUGGAGACGCCUCAUCACCAUGCCAAGCAAUUCAUGUUUUGUGUCGAACUGCUGAAGAGUUUGGAACACCGGCAAUACUUGACGUAGUCAAAACCCAAUUCUACAUGGAUGACUUCUUGAACAGCUACCGAUCAAAAGAGGAAGCUUUGUUCACAAAUCGAUCGGUGAGCAAAGUGCUAGCCAAUGGAAACUUCUUCCUGGUCAAGUGGAUGUCAAAUUUCCCAGAAGUAAGUGAACAAACCCAGUCAGACUUGAAAAAAAGGGUCGACCUUGUGGGAGACGAAGGGCGUGUUUUAGGAAUGGGUUGGAAUGUUGACAGCGAUACUUUGUCAUUCACAUUGAAAAAUUUGACCCAAGAAUUGAGCUUUACCAGACAAAAACUUCUUGGACAAGUAGCUGGGAUUUUUGACCCUCUUGGACUGGCUUCACCGUUUACGGUGAAGGGGAAAAUCCGGAUCCAACAUCUUUCGCGGCUAAACCUUGAGUGGGAUGAUGAAGUGUUCGAAGAAGAAAAAAUAUGGUGGUCAAAGUGGAUUCAGUCCGCGUUCAAGCUUUCCGCCGUGAAAUUCGAUCGAUGUUUGGUUCCUCAAGGAGUCAUGAUCACACAAAUGCAUACAUUCUGCGACGCUAGUGAAGAAGCAUUUGCUGCAGCCACGUACCUCAGGCAUUCAAUGGAGAACACUGGGGAAAUCAAGGUGACUUUGGUGACAGCCAGAACUCGGUUGGCACCUACCAAACCAAUAUCAGUGGCGAAGCUCGAGCUAAAUGCGUCUUUACUGGGAGCUCGACUUGCUACCACAAUUGCAAAUGUACUUCGGGAUCCAAUUCAACAGCGUUUUUUCUGGACUGACUCAUCAGCUGUUCGGGGAUGGCUACAAGGGACGGCCUCCUUCUUCAAACCAUUUGUUUCCAACCGAGUGGGAGAGAUCCAAUCACUGACCACCCCAAAUGAGUGGAGACACGUACCUGGAAAACUAAACCCAGCCGAUUUAGCAACCAGAUCGGAAAUCAAUUCGGAAGUAGUCCCUUAUGCGUGGAUUCAGGGACCCGAGUUUUUGAGGAAAGAAGAAGCAGCUUGGCCGAAUGAUAUCAAGGUCCCAAAAAAUUUGGAGGACAUUAAACUAAAGUUCCAAGUUUAUAACGUCACCGGAAGUCAACAAGAACCAAACCUGUGGUGGAAAGACCUGAAAACACUCGAGGAUGCGAGGAAAAAGGCGACUGAAAAAGACGAGUACGCUAAUUUGGAGAGUGAGGACACAUUGCAGCGCUUGCUCAUGAUGGCUCAACAAGAGAGCUUCCAUGGAGAACUGAGCUGUGUUCGCAAGUCGAAAGAUUUAAAGAAGACAUCAAGGCUCCUAAGCCUCACUCCAUUUAUUGACGACAAGCAGUUAUUGCGAGUGGGAGGUCGGCUGGACAAAGCUCAAGUCCCGUUUGAGUACCGUCAUCCCAUCGUUUUGGAUCCAAAGCAUCCCCUUACGGACUUAAUUUUGGACGACCUACAUUUACAAGCAAACCAUGCCGGGGUGAAUCACGCUCUGUCUCUUGUUCGUCAGAAAUACCAUGUGUUACGAGGAAGAGAGGCAAUGAAGAGAGCCCAGAGGAGGUGUGAAUUUUGCGUAAGACGAUCAGCCAAACCUCUCUCACAACUCAUGGCUUCCUUGCCACCAGAAAGAUUGGAUUGCCCUUCUCCAGCGUUUUGUCACACCUCGGUGGAUUAUUUUGGGCCCUACCAGAUUCUUGUGAGUCGAAACAAGACGGACAAACGAUGGGGGGCACUCUUCACGUGUUUAACAACUAGAGCGGUUCAUCUCGAAGUGUCAAGAGGAUUUAGUUCUGAAGACUUUCUAGCAGUCUUCAGAAUGUUUGAAACCGUUCGGGGUAGACCUCGAUCAAUGUAUUCGGACAACGGAACCAAUUUUACAGGAGCAAGACGAGUGGUGGCUAAACCUGAGACGGGGAUAACUUGGACACUUCAACCUCCGGGAGCUCCCCAUUGGGGGGGAGCUCAUGAGGCCCUUGUGAAAUCUGUGAAGAGGACAAUGGACGCCAUAUUAAACAAGGAAAAUCGAAAUCACCGGCACAUCAAAGAGGAUGAGUUUCGGUUACUUCUAGCUGAUGUGAUGGCAUUUUUGAAUUCGCGACCAUUAAGUUAUGAAUCUGGUGAUCCAAAUGAGCCAUCUGCUUUGACGCCCAACCAUUUCAUCCUCCUCCGUCCCAACUCGACCGUCCCAGCACGAGACUACAAACAGAUGAGCCCAAGAAAGCACUAUCAUUACUUACAAAGAUUAAUAGAUGAUGUUUGGACCCGUUGGAACAAAGAGUUUCUACCUCUAUUGUUGGCCAGAGACAAGUGGAAGACCAGGAAUCGAAAUUUGAUGGUUGAUGAUGUGGUUUUGGUUGUGGAUCCAUUAGCACUCCGAGGACAAUGGAAGAUUGGACCAAUACUUGAAGUGUUUGCCGGCAAUGACGGUCUUGUGCGAGCGGCAAAGGUGAAUCUUCCAAGUGGGCCUUUAGUACGUCCAAUCACCAAACUCUGUCUGCUUCAACAGGCAGAUGUAACUAGAUCCGGAGAUGAGAAAGGCGGGGAGAAUGUUGAGAUGGAAAUGGAGUAA